This is a messenger RNA of Miscanthus lutarioriparius, 480 nucleotides long. The record is from the annotation of a GenBank genome assembly. Lineage: Eukaryota; Viridiplantae; Streptophyta; Magnoliopsida; Poales; Poaceae.
AUGGGGUCUGCGGCGGAGGUGCCUAUUGUGAUCAGUUCCGACGAGGAGGACGACGCGCAGACGCCAGUCGCUGGCAAGCGCAAGUCACCAGACGCCGCCGCCCUUGCGUGGGCGGAGGCAAUACUGGACCAAGAAGACUCCGAUGACGCGGUUUUGGAGAGAGUGGGUUAUCCGGCGACGAUGCUGGAGAUCUUGGAUUCCCUGAAGGCUGAAACGGGGAUUGUUGUUGGCGACGUGGGUGUGGUUGCUGCCAAGAACACGAGCACCGUGCCUGUUGCUCGUGGCAGCGACGACGACGAUGAUUGUGUCAUUCUUGACGGUGACCCUGAUAAGCCGGUUGCCGUUGCCAAGGAGGGGGGACCCUCGCGUGAUGCCGCUGAGGAUGAACUGCAGAUAGUUGCGGAGAAAGGAGAGGAUAUGGCAUGGGCCACCGAAACCCAGCCCGUUCAAAAAAUACCUGGCCUGAGCCGACCAGGAUAA